AUGUUUUUUUCUUUUUACAAACAGAGACCGCCAUCAUCGUCUUUAUCUUACGGUCCAGGCAAUGAUGAUGUAAGAUCACCGGGUUCUGGAGGUACUCCAGGUCCUUUAUCCCAGCCUCCGGGUUCACAGCAAAGCGUGGAUACAGAUCCAGGUAAUUGUUAUUAUUAUUAUUAUCAUCAUUAUCAUUUUGUUUUUUUAAAUUUUUUCACUUUGUCUUCAUUUUGUUCGUUUAUCGGAGUUCAUUAUUAUUAUUAUUAUUAUUAUUUUUUGAUUUGUUUUCAAUUACGGGUCGUAAUCGUAAAUUAUUAUUAUUAUGUGUUUUUAAAAUAUUAA
Messenger RNA from Pediculus humanus corporis (human body louse), 333 nucleotides. RefSeq lists its product as uncharacterized. The record is from RefSeq and is a predicted model, not a curated record. NCBI's taxonomy places the organism in Eukaryota, Metazoa, Arthropoda, Insecta, Psocodea, Pediculidae. The coding region runs from base 1 to 333 and encodes 110 amino acids. The transcript has a single exon.